Molecule: messenger RNA, 2761 nt
Organism: Pomacea canaliculata
Lineage: Eukaryota; Metazoa; Mollusca; Gastropoda; Architaenioglossa; Ampullariidae
Exons: 2
Coding region: 28-1509 (493 amino acids)
Biological process (GO): neuropeptide signaling pathway
Cellular component (GO): membrane
Molecular function (GO): neuropeptide receptor activity
Source: RefSeq, a predicted model, not a curated record
UUGUUGCAGAAACAAUAAUUAUUACAAAUGGCAUCCAUCAGUACCGUUAUUGUCUGGAAUUCAACCCAGCUUUAUGAAGGAUCCAAUACCACACAAGAAGAGAUAAGACAUUACCUGCAAAAACUUAAUCACGACAUUUUCAUUAAAUUACUUCCAUCUGUAAUUGUAUUCAUAGCUUUAAUCGCUGUUGGUGUUUGUGGCAACCUUCUCGUCUUCCUCGUCUACCUCAAGCAGUACAAGUCCAGCGCCAUGCGCGUGUUCGUUCUGGAAAUGGCUGCCUGUGAUUUUCUAACAAAUAUUUUAGUCAUCCCAUGGUUGAUUCAGGAUGCGAGAUACAGCUACACAAGUAACUCCCAUUUCUGCAGGUUUCAGUGUUUUGUAGGGACAUUCCCUGUAAUCAUGUCCUACCUGAUACUAGCGUGUGUUGCCUUUGAUCGUCGUCGUCGAGUCUGUCAGGUCCACAAACGACAACUCAGCCCGAGACAAGCGAUGUUCCUGUUGAUUCUUCCGUUAGUCUUAUCUUCUUCUUCCAUGGCUCCUUUCGCUUAUUUGUAUGAUACAAUGCCUCUGGAGACAGACAGACCUGGAAUAACAGGAACAUCGUGCGGGUUUACAGAAAUACCUCUGACAAUAAAAGCGAAACAGUUGUAUGGAGUUGUUCUGAUGAUUCACUUUCUUGUCGGACUUGUAGUCCUGACAGUUUGCUAUGUACAUAUCGCAUUCCGGAUUUACCAACAGAAAAAGAGGCUUUUUGUUAGACAAAUAAACUCUAGUGUUACUUCUUCUGUAACGAAAACGAACCUGAUCGAAGACAUUGUUUCUAGUCAAAAAGAACAGCAUACCUUUCAAAAGAAAUUCAUCAGAGUAGCUGAAUCCGAAGUAGGUACAGAAAAAGCUAGUAACCAGGAAGAACAUGAACGGGGCAAGAAAAUGGAAGCUUCUUUGGACGCCUGUAUUCCUGACACUCCGAGCAUUUCCUACCAGACAGAGGUUUUCGAAUGUUUAUCCGACUCCCAGACUGCCCAGGCAACAAUACAAUUUCCAGAAAGAUCUUUCGACAAACCAUACUCUCAUGGAUCUGCAAAUCUUUCAGAACCCACAGUCAAGGCCUCAACGACAAACACAACUCACGACAGCACAUGUACAAAAAAGUCUUCUGUUUGGUCAUGGGGCACCAAAGAUCGUGAAAUAAAAGUAAGGAGACUGACUGUUAGUUCAGAAGGUAGUCAACGGAAGAGGACUCAUUUGUCCAGAACUACCCUCAUGAUGCUCGUGCUGACCAUCGCAACAGUUAUCUGCUGUUCUCCAUACAUUGCUCUAGCGAUUGCGAAAGUGCAGUAUGUUAAUGUUCACAUCAGCGCAUGGAAGAUGAACAUGUAUUUUCUUGCCCGCUUUUUCCCUUCUGUCAGCAGCAUUAUCAACCCUUUCAUCUACAGCUUUUGUAAUCCCACGUUUCGUCUGCAAUGUCGUCGAUUUCUCACUAAUGUGCGGAAUGGCCUCUGUAAGUAAUAAUGUAAGGCCUCUUAUACACCUGUGAGACCAGCCCUUUGGAUCCCUUCUUUUUUAUUCAUCUGAACGUUCUAUCAAGCACGAAAGGUAGGCGAGAGUAAUUGCCUUUACCCUAAUGUGGGUAAUUUAGGGGCAACGAGAGGUAAUGGAGGGUGAUAGAGUGAGGGGUAUCCAUGAGCAUAUGAAACAUCAGUAACACGAUAUAAAGCUGUUUAUUUUCCCAGAUGCUGAGGCAAUUCAAACUUGUGAAGAAAUUUGCAAAUUAAUAGCCUUAAGUUGGAAACUGUUUUUUUUAUAUAACUUUUUGUAAUAUAUAGAUGCUGUUUUCACUUCAAAAAAGAUGUUUCUUACCAGUUUUCACAAAAAAUGUUGUCUUAUUACAUUUUAGCAUCAAUUUCAUAAUCAUCAAUUGUUUUAAAAGAAAAAUUGGUAUUCGUGUGUUUUGUAUUAAUACCUUUUAAACUUGUACUUUCAUUGUUUUUUUGAAAAAGUUAUAUUGUGUUUUACUUAGCUCUUUUUAUUACUCUUUAGAAGAUAAGAAUAAUUUAAAUUAAUGCUCCUCCAUUAUAUGUUUAUGAAUUCAUAAAUCUGUUCGACUAAGUUAAUUGAUGUAGGCUAAAAGUCAGUUUAGCUUUAGUCACAAUAGCUUUCUCCUUGAUUUUUUUUCCCCUGUAAAUCUUAAGUGUGGUGAACUGUAAAAAAUGUUAUAUUAAAUUGUGUAGUCUGAUUAUAAUCAAUGUUAAUUAAAAGUAAGAGAUACAACUUAACCUUCACCUGAAAUUAAGUCACUGCUUUAUAAAAAAAAAUUGUUUUACUAAUGUACACUCAAAUGUCUACUCGUUAUAUUUAAGCAACAAUUUACAAACACUGUACUUAUGUUUUAAAUGUUUAUUUCUGAAAUCUGAAGUUAGCAGCACUAAAAUACUACUUGAAAGUAUUAUUGUUCACCUUAUAUUUUAUUUUGUUGCUUUUUUUGCACACAUAUGUAGAUACACAGGACAGAAAUUGAUUAGAACAAUGAAUUUUGCUUUUACUAUUACAUUAAUUUUAUUGCUAAUAUUCUAUUUUAUUGAAUUUUUGUUCAUAGCCCCUUCACAUACACAUUGUAGUAUGAAUAGUAAUAUAUAUUUAUAUUCUAAAAUACUUGUUUUUAGUAUAUAUUUUUUUGAAGACCUAGAUAAAAUAUCCACCACAUGCAUAGUUAUUAACUUACAGUCAUUGAAUGUUUUUUCCUACAAUAAAUAAAGACUAU